Messenger RNA from Nezara viridula (southern green stink bug), 741 nucleotides. The record is from the annotation of a GenBank genome assembly. NCBI's taxonomy places the organism in Eukaryota, Metazoa, Arthropoda, Insecta, Hemiptera, Pentatomidae.
AUGGAGAAUGUCUUCAGCUACCUCUCCGUUUGCUACCACAGGCUCCCCUACAGGUUGUUAAUCCUAGGAUUAGUCGCCGUGGAUUUGCUCUGCACGGUGUAUGUAACCUUUGAGCUUCCUCCGUUCACGGGAGGAUAUAACUUCCUAACGGACGACCGUGUAGUAGUUAUGAUCAGAGGACUACGACUGCAUGGUGGUUUUAUUAAUGUCAUUAUCUCAAUUAUUUGGUUCCACUUCAACAAAGAUAUUAUCAGUAAUGUCGAGGUUGAAUUAAACCUUCUGGGUGUCAACUUUGUAAAUGGUGCUGCAGUUACGAGGUUGUUGAUCAUAACAUUAAUGGGCUUGGAUUUGUUCUGCACGGUGUAUGUUACCAGCAAUCUUCCGCCGUUCUUGGGAGGAUACAAAUUCUUAACAUAUGACCGUGUAGUAAUUGCAAUGAGACGACUACGACUGUAUGGUGGUUUAAUUAAUGUCAUUAUCUCUAUUAUUUGGUUCUACUUCAACAGAAAUAUUAUCAGCAAUGUAGAGGUUGAAUUAAACCUUCUGGAUGUUAACCUUUAUCCAGUUCUGAUGGUGAUUCGAUCCUGUAAUGAAUUGGACAAGAAGAUAGCAAAAAGAGAGCGAAAUACACACGUAUACAGAGGGACGCCGUUGGUGAGGGUAGUGUCUAUGAUGGAUAUUGACGUAGGACGAAGACAUACUUUUGAUUCUGAGAGGAACGAAUCUCAUGUUUGUGGUUGA